This is a messenger RNA of Oppiella nova, 1159 nucleotides long. Lineage: Eukaryota; Metazoa; Arthropoda; Arachnida; Sarcoptiformes; Oppiidae. The record is from the annotation of a GenBank genome assembly.
AUGGCCUAUCAGUCAUAUUACGGCAAACGUCGGGACAGUCCGCCCAUUGAGUCGGGAAUGUAUGCUCGAGACCGGUCGCCACCACCGCAACAGUCUUAUAGCGGCCGUCGAUCACCACAAGUGGGACGCAUCCCGAAGAUCAACGCCACGUCCUCUUUGGAUGACUUGAGGAGUGAAUUCAAUCGCAUCACAGGCGACACGCCGCUCAAGAUGGAGGACAUGACGUGGGAUAAGAUGGGCUCAAAGGUUCAGGAUAUGCUCGAAAGCAGAGCUAAUGAUCCCAACUCUGAAGGACACUCUCUAUUCCCGGCGCCAAUGCGACGGCGACGAGACAAGAGGGAUAUGCCCUUGAUUAUCAACGGAAACAUAGUUCCGCGCAAAGACGCCCUUCUCAUUGAUCUGGUUUUGAACAACAAGUCGACUCUUGACGCCCAGUUGAGUCUAACCAAACAUCCAGUGGUCGGACUCGAGUAUAUGAUUGAAUACAUCGAUCCGGACGGUCAGUCCCCCAGAAUAUACUACUGCCGUCUCUGCAAACAGUUCAAUACGUGUGCGUCUGUUAUGGAGCACAUCACUGGAUACAACCAUCGCGUCAGAUAUAUCGCAAACAAAUACCCGAAUCAGGCGAAGACAUACCUAUUACCAGACGGCAGACGAGCCAACCGUAACCCGGCUCUCAUGCGUAUGGCUCAGGGAAGAGCUCAGGAACUGGAGCUCGUGUAUGGCAGAGGAGACUUUGAGAUCAGACACGAGAAGGUGACCAUUCCUGAUGAGGCACAGGUGGACGUCGAGUCGGAUAUCAUCACUGUGGAGUCGGGCCAACAGACAGAAGUGCUGAAACAGGCGCUCAAACAGAUCAAAGCCUGCAAACUGGAGGGCGAGGAAGAUAUUCGUGUCGCCAAACAGAUCAUCAAUGACUUGACUGAUGCUAUCAUUGAAUAUAAACAGUCGGUUCAGGAGAAACAGGUGAACGCCGGCAUCAAUUCGUUGAUCUCUUCGGGAAGAGGCAACUAUUGAGGCAUUCAUUGAGACAAUGCAUCAAUAGAUGAAACAAUGACUUCUUACGGUAAUUGUCGUCAUUUUUUUGACUAUUAAUCUCAGACUGUUUUCAAUUAUACUAUUCAUGUGUAAUUCAAAUGUAUAUAAUUACAGGUAUUAU